Messenger RNA from Sporothrix schenckii 1099-18, 1494 nucleotides. RefSeq lists its product as uncharacterized. The transcript has a single exon. Lineage: Eukaryota; Fungi; Ascomycota; Sordariomycetes; Ophiostomatales; Ophiostomataceae. The record is from RefSeq and is a predicted model, not a curated record. Bases 1 to 1494 code for a protein of 497 amino acids.
AUGCACCGCUCCUUGCUGGUCCUCGCCGGCCUUGUGCCGUCGCUGUGCGGCGCCUCUGUACUCCGUCCUCGUGACCGGCAGGCCGGCGUCCCCGACGACGGCGCCCCAGCGCCGCCUCGGAUCACAACAGCCCCCGUCGUCCACGUUCGUGGCUUGCCCGGCAUCCUCCGCGGCAUCCAUGACGUCGACCGGCGGGCCGCCGCCGACAGCGUGCCCGCGUGCGCCGCGCCGUGCAUUGAGAGCGCCCUCACCGACGACACGACGUGCAGCGCGCACGACUUGGCGUGCGGCUGCAAGUACCAGAACGCAGUCGCCAUUGAGACGGCCGCGUCGUCGUGUGUCGAGUCGGCGUGCGGCUACCUGGGGGCGUUUAGCGCGUGGGUGACGCUCGAGAGCAUUUGCGCGACGUAUGCGUACACGGACGCAUUCACCAAUGGAUACACGGUGCCAGGCGGGACGGCCACCGUGACCAAGACCAACGGGGGCGGCGCCACAAAAACGGCGCCGGGCGGCAGUGGUGCAGGGGCGACGACGACUGUGACGGCCGGUGCAGGCAGUUCUGGUUCUGGUUCUGGUUCUGGUUCUGGUUCUGCCUCUGGCUCUGGCUCGAACAUGGACUCUGUCUCGUCCUCCUCAAAUGGCCUCUCCAAAGGCGCGAUCGCGGGCAUUGCUGUUGGUGCGGCCGUCGGUGCCAUCGCCCUCUGUGCUGUCCUGUUUCUUGUCUACCGCUACACGAAGCGCAACAACGCACUCUCUGCGGACGGAGCUGCGGCCGCCACGACGUCAGCGCCGUCGCACCCGCCUGCUAGCGGUCCAUCGGGCAAUGGCAGCGCCGCCAAUAGCAGUGCCAGUCCCCUGCGUGCUGCUGCUGUCCCCGUCUCGGGCGCCACUGCCGCUGUUGCCGUUGCCCUCCCGGCCGGCCAGAACGAGCUCGACGGCAAGUCGUCUGCGGUUGUCUCGACGGUUGGCUCGACGCCCACGCCCCCGCGACCGUCUGCCAGCCCGUCCAGUCCUGCCAGCGUGCCGACAGUGGGUCAGACGCCCACGCCCCAGCUGUAUGACCAGAACGGCGUGCCUCUAGAUGCGGCCGCCGUGGCUGUGUGGCAGCAGCAGUACUCCCAGCAAUACGCCCAACAACACCCGCAGUAUGGAGCGGCUGCCGCCCAGCCCUACCUUGUCCAAGGAUACAGCAUUACCCCGGGCCAGGCGCCGCAGCCGCAGACCGUCGUGGCACCGGCCGGCUAUGCGGCUGCACAUCCAAGCCUGCCCGUGCCGGGCGUCGUCUACCAAGAAGCGCCGGCCGGCAUUCCGCAGGCGCAGUACCCGCACGAGCUGCCUGGACAAGGGGCAGGGGCCGGUGCUGCAGACAUGGCAUCGCCGGUACCGCAGCAUGUCGUGCCCGUGGCCGUGGGACCGUCGGCGGCGUUGCCUGUGGCGGCGGCACCCUCUACAGCAACCCCAAUACACAAGGCGCCGACGCCUCCACAGGCGUGA